Messenger RNA from Ixodes scapularis (black-legged tick), 5478 nucleotides. RefSeq lists its product as uncharacterized. The coding region runs from base 1229 to 2806 and encodes 525 amino acids. The record is from RefSeq and is a predicted model, not a curated record. Lineage: Eukaryota; Metazoa; Arthropoda; Arachnida; Ixodida; Ixodidae. Gene Ontology annotation, cellular component: cytoplasm. The transcript is spliced from 3 exons.
GAAUCAUGUUCCUUGAAGAGUGGCAUUGGAUUGAUUCCACACUUUGCAUUAUCUAGAAAUGCAGCUAGGGCUAUGGCUUCAGAUAUGCACAUGCGUAAGGAUUAAAUGUGAAGCCCUUCUAUUUAGCACCCGGCCAGCAUUCUCACAAAUACUAUGGUGGGAGGACAACAUAUUUCAAACUUCCUAGACAAACAUUGACAGAAUAGCUGCAUCUAAGGUAUUGAGGUUGUCCUUUGUCCAGCCAUACAUGUUCAAGAAAAGUAGGGUGGUAGCAAAUAAUGAAGAGCUUAAUACAAAUAUAUUGCUUGCAGCUGUCUGAAUAAUAUCUUGUGUGUACAACUAAAUUCAUGAUGGGAGCCUGCCCAUAGCAGAAGUCAAAUCAAGCAGACAUUUUUUAACUUUCUGCAUAGAACACUUUAAACAUAUAGAAAGUUCCAGCAUUAUAAUUCACAUGUGAAACUAAGCCAGAUGUAUGGAGAAAAACCAAAUAUGGAUACAUUGAUUGUUGGGCAUGUUUUAUUACUUCAUGGUUGUUAGAGGAGCUAGGACAGCAAAUAUGCUCUCCCACAAAGCACAACACUUGACUGAGGCAAUGUCUCAGAUAUUUCCAGUUCAUGUAAAGUGUGCACAGAAUAGUAUAAUAUUACUGACACAGGUGACUAGCUUGAUCAACAUAUACUGGUACCUACAUUUUCCUGGUCGCACUUUACAACGAUGGCAGAUUGGCAGUAGCGCAUCAUUAUUUGGUAGAAUGAGAAAACAUGCCCCGGUAUACUGGUAUCUUACAUGCACCAGCGUUUUUCUUCAUUAUGCCAGACUGAGGAAACCCACUUCGCUAAUUAUUACUAGUGGGAGAGACCAAAUAUUCAGUUUUUGUCAGGAAUGCACUCGCAUAACUCUAGAGGCAGUGCCAAGGUUUUCAACUUGACACUGUUAGUGUGGCUUUCAUCCAGGUAAUGAGGAAAUAGUAUAUCAUAUAUUAAUUGCAAUACUGCGAGAAGAAACCGUUUUGAGCAUCUUGAAAUAUGUGUGCAUGUCGCAAUAAAAACUUUGUAGAUGGGCAGGUUUGCAUGGUGGUUAGUGGCGCCAGAGUCUGUCUGAACUAAACAUAGCUAGCAGCACAUUUUUUAGGGCGGGCAAGACAACCAUGCUUAAUGAACAUGAUUGUGCAAAUUAACUGCCUUGCGAAACUUUCUGGUCCCAAAGACUCCGAGGCAGCGGUGCCAGGAUGUGGCGGUCGGCACCCGACAGCCUCCGUAGCCUGCUGUCCAAGUACCAACAGGAUGGCCUUUUCCACCAAGAAUCAGCCCGGAAGGCCGAGAAGCGCCACCAUUUAGAGGAAAUAGCCAAGCGCUUUGUCUGCGAGCUUCCCCAUGGCAGCAAGUUUGUCUGCCCUCCUGUGGAAGCCUUGCUGCGCCAGGCUCUGGAGGAGGCUGCCCCAGAUACCUUCGACCCUCUCCAGGCAGCGGCCGCCUUUGCUGCCCUCGAGGACUAUGCCAUCAACCUGCUGGUGCAGCCGUGGCGUGGCGAGGUGCAGCAAGUCAAGCUGUACAGCGGGUACUACAAGCACACGGUGGAGAGGCAGCUGAAGAACGGCAGGGUGAUUCUCCAGCUGAUGGGCUACGAGAAGAAGGAAGAGGAGGUACUGCAGUUGGCCCGUGUCGUGGACCCUGCUACUCUGAGCGAGCUGGCCCUGGACUGCCUGAUUGCCUCUGCGGAGUGCCGGGUUUUGGCAACAAUCAUGGAUGGACUCAAGGAAUGUGGCAUACCCAUGACAUGGAAAGAGUUGUACCGAUUUCGGCGCGAGUGUAGCUGCAACCCCGAGGACUCUGUGCGAACCCUUAUUCAGCGCCAGAAACACAGAACCACUAAGCAAAUGGCCGUCCCAGAGCUUUCUGCAAUGGAGCCUCUGUUCCAAUGGCACCACUUACCUGCUGAAGAAGUGGAUAGAACAGGCUGGCUCGUUCAAAUGCCCACCAAUGGCACGUGGCCUACAUCUAGCCACUGGGACACAUACCUUGAACCCCCGCUAUCACACAGUGCAGACUCUCAAAGGCCGUUAGCCAACAGCCGUUCUCCUGCUGGAAUGCGAGGGACUAAGCACAGCGACGACUUGCUCAUGGGAACUGCGGAUGGCUCCUGCUCGAGAGACACAUUUCGACCGCUCGUAGGCAGCUACGGUAUGCCUUUGUGGCCAGACCACCCCAAUGCUGGCGGCCACGAUACAGGUGUCCCAAGACUGCCCGACCACCUACGCUAUGAUGGGGGGCGCUCGGGAGAACACUACUCUCAGUCGGUGCGCCGUGGGCCAAGCCCCAAGGCACGCCAGUCUGAGAUAUCCCACGCUGCGAGCAAGGAACCGGUAGACUUGAUCUCGCAAGGCAUGCACGCCCUCUCAUUGGGCUCUGGCUUGAUCGGGCAGGAAAGGGAUGCUGGCAGCUUCAUAGUACAAGAGCCGGUUGUGUUAAAAGCAGUGCCAUCGUGCGACCCCGGCCCCAAGGACACUCUGGAUGCCACGACGGUCGUGGAGGCGGCAGCUCAGUACCUACAUGCCCAGGCUGCAGCAGCCAUUGGGGAGGCGUCGCAUGACACGCAAGUGUGGUCGUGCGGGGCAUGCACCUUCCUCAACGCACCCGAGCGCGACGUCUGCGAGAUGUGCAGCAAGAGCAGGCACACUGGCCCCGAGAUGACACCUCUCCUGUCUGGAGGAAAGCAGUGUCCCGUCUGCACGCUUGUCAACGACCGCCAGGCAAAGUCCUGCAGUGUGUGUAGCACCUCUCUCAAAGACUCGCCCACAUACAUUUGAUGUUCUGUGGCAGCUUCGUAGGUAUGCUCUAACUAAGGAAAUGUGCGGUCUUUCUAGGUGUGCACGAUUGUACUGGCGUAGCUAAUAUCUAUGGAUUAGCAAGUAGACCUCUGUUACGGGUUCCACUUUAUGAGGGGUAUGCAAGUUUUACUGCUGCGCAUUGUUGUGGAGCAAGGUCAGUCGACAUCUUGUUGAUUUGGUGCCCUAGCUCUAUCCAAGUAGUUGCACUGGUGUGCAUUCGAGGGAACCGUGCCUGGAACGAUCCGAGACUGAGGGACGUGUAGUGACCACCCACCCCCAGAUACACUAGAGGAAGCCAAAAAGUAUUAGCUUGCCAGCUCCCGGUGUCCGAAAUGAACAAGAAAAAGAGGGUAUAGUUAUAAUCAAGGUGCCAUUUUUUUUGCUUUGCCCUUCAAUCUGAAGCAGCUCUUGAUUUUGUAAGGGUGCGUGAGGGCAUUCUCUACAUUUCAUGAAAGCAUACUGUAUCCCAGAAGUCACCUUAAGAAAUGCCACACUUUUUUGCCAAGUAUGCCAAGCAAACACACCGUAUCUUGAGCCAGCCUAAUUCACAGAAACUUCCCACUUUUUUUCCUAUUAUUGCUAAACUUAGUUUGUAGCAAUGCUAGGUAUUAUAAUUUAAUUUAGCCCAUAAAUGAUCACUUACACUGAGCCUGUUCCAAAUGAAUUAACUUGCAGAGGUUCAAGAGAUCAUCACAUUGCAAUUGACUCUAUGAUGCAUUCUCUUUGUAAAAUUAAUUCAGUAUCUUCUUGUGAAACUUUUUCAUAUUGAAAUUAUAAGGUCUAGCAAAGAAACAUGGUGAAACCAUAUUUUUCUUAGGAUGUUUUAUAUGUGCAGGGUUCUUACAUUUUUAAGAUGUGUAAUGUGUGUGGCAAUCCUGUGUGUUUGUGCAUCAUUUUGUUUAAUUUAUAGUGUGCUCCAAGCCUGACAAAGCACUUUUGUGAUAUGGAAUCCAGAUAGGAACAGAUUAAUAUCAUACUUUUGUGUAUAUGUCAACUGUGUAAGUAGCAGUAAUUGGACCGGUCAUGGUGAGUGUGGUCCACAAGUUUUUGUGGAAACUUGUUUACUUCCGGACUGGCGGCUCGAACUGCUUUUGGAAAGCUUCCAAAGCGCAUGAAGCCUUCGGCAAAUGAGCUUUUACAGGGAGGUCAAUUCAUUAGAAUCAUCUUAUGACAAUCUAUGUCUUAGAUGAGAAUUAUUUAUUGAACAAACAGACUGUGUUCUCGUCUUGCCCAUUAGUUCAAAACUUGGGUCUUGGCUUUUAUGUUAUGCUGCUGAGGGUUCUGUUGGAUGCGAGACCUAUUGUAAUCGGUUGAUUAGUUUGCAUUUUACAUUUGACUCGUUGGAGGCCCACUAAUUGUGCAUCACAGUGGCACUCUCAAAACGGGCUGAGGAUUCGUUUAUAUAAUGGACGAUACUGAAGAAGCAUAAUUUUCCCAAGUUGCUCGAUUUUAAGGUACAUGUCACAAGGUGCAGUCUCCAAAUAUACUUCAUCAAUUAAAAAAAAAAACGGCGAACUCAUGAUUGUUUACCUUUACAAAAACCCCAAAACUGAGGACAAGAAAAAAAAAAAAGAGGACGGCACACUUGGAAGUUUUGAACACAGCUCGUUCAUAGCAGUAACCCUGUCAAAGCUGCAGGUGCGAGUAUGUCACUUUAUCCAGCGUCUCAUUUACACAAGAGCAUGUGUAAAUGAAAAACUAGAUAGUCACAUGCUCAUGCUAGCUGCUUUGACAGCAUUGUGCAUGUGUAUGAAAUUGAGUAAAGACUUAAAAUUUGACAGAAUGUGGCCUUUUAUAUACCAGAUGUUUGUAGAAACAACCAAAAUUUUACCGUAAUAAUUGCAAGUCACACGUGCAAUUGGCACUUUGUUGGCAGCUUGGCCUACCAGAAAAUGUGUUGCAUUCAGGAUAGCUAAGUAACUUGAAUAUUAAAACCAAGGCUAUUGUUAGAACAAAAAAUGCAGAUAUUGCUUAGUUUUUUUGUUUGUUUUUUUUGUUUUAACUAUAAAGAGCAUUAUAAAGCUAUGAAUAAAUUAAAAUCAAAAAUCUUCAGAGCAUAUGCUCUGUUUUCUUGUACAAAAAAAAAAGAAAAAAAGUGCAACUUAGAGGUGUGGGCAGUUUGGCUUCAUACCAGGUGCACCUCUGCUCCAAUGGCCAUGCCCCCCUGGCCAAAGCACUGUUCUCCCUUAACGAGUCCCCGCAACUUGUCUUUCUUCCGCUCGGCGCUGUGCUACUUUAUGCUUUAACCGUGGGGAGCAGAGCCAUUGAAAUGGAAAUGUGGCCAAUAUGAAGCGAUGUUUCUGUAAAUGCCAUUAUUGUAGCACUGUGCAUGCGCAUGCUACUUGCCUUCCAACAAACCGGUCAUGGAGCACGAGCAAUGUCCUUGUCUCACGUGGGCAAGCGUGUGCCUGGGUGAAACAGCGUGCGGGCCAAUACAAAAUGUGUGUGUCACUUGUGCUGGGCUUUGUGAUUUUUCAGUGCCCUCCUACUUUGCAGAGCCCCCUCGGCACACGUGCCUGUGUCCCGGGCAAUGUCAAAAAUCAAUUUCCUCGGCUUAGGGGAGCGCCCCUCGGGUUUUCAUAUGGUUAGUGCUGUAUUUAGAAAUUGUUUGUUUUUAAAUAACUUGUUUGUCUAAUAAACAAACAAACAAA